AUGGUUCAGUGGUUGGACUCUAGUCUGGACUCUAUUCUAGACUCUAGUCUAAACUCUAAUCUGGACUCUAGUGUGGACUCUAGUGUGGACUCUAGUUUGGACUCUAAUCUAGACUCUAGUCUGGACUCUAUUCUAGACUCUAGUCUAAACUCUAAUCUGGACUCUAGUCUGGACUCUAGUGUGGACUCUAGUUUGGACUCUAAUCUAGACUCUAGUCUGGACUCUAGUCUGGACUCUAGUGUGGACUCUAGUUUGGACUCUAAUCUAGACUCUAGUCUGGACUCUAGUCUGGACUCUAAUCUAGACUCUAGUCUGGACUCUAGUCUUGACUCUAGUCUAGACUGUAACCUAAAGAGUUGGACUAUAAAGUCCUAA
Molecule: messenger RNA, 375 nt
Organism: Knipowitschia caucasica
Lineage: Eukaryota; Metazoa; Chordata; Actinopteri; Gobiiformes; Gobiidae
Source: the annotation of a GenBank genome assembly